AUAGUUGCAUUUUAGCUAUGCAAAGAGGAAAUGUGACAUCAUGGUACGUGAAUUGAUUUAAUCUAGUAGGAAACAACAAUUGAUCUUCCCUCUUGUCGACGAGGUUUGACAAGAGAUUUAAAGCCAAACGCACAGAGCUGCGCUGUUGAGAGAGACCAUGGGCCGGCUGGAUGAUGCCGCCAAACACAAAGUGGUGGAGCUGCGGAAAGCUGGUCUGAGUUUCCGUAAGAUCAAAGCUGUGCUGGAGCUGGAGAACAUCAAGGUGUCUGCCCAGGCAAUAUACCUGUUCCUGAGGGAAUUCCAAGGGAGGCCGCCAGGGAGGGUCAGACCCAUGCAGGCUGGAAGCAGCACAACAACAGCACAUGUGCAAGCUCGAGCCGGGGCAAUACAAGAGAGCUGGAGUAACAUUCAUCUCCAAAACCUGCUACGGGAGGCAUCUCACCAUUCUGGCUUUACAGCAGCUGCAGACUUUGCCAAACAAACCUCCACAAAUCCAGAAGCUAGUGCAAAGCAACCUGGGUAUGGGGAGACCAGUGGAGGCAGCAGGCCAGAACAGCAACCUAAGGGAAAUAAGGAAGAGAAUGACAUCCAGAUUGUCAGCGUAACCUCCCUUGCACAGAGCAGCCAACAAAGAGGUCCCCAGUCCACUGUAACAAGAGCAGAGACAGGCACCGUGUCUUCCACACCAACAGCUUCUGGAGCAUUCGUGAGGAGGAGAGUCACUCCUUCUCCAGCCACCAAUUCAAUGUUGGCAGCACGAAAGAGGCUUUUGGAUAAAGCGUUGUCACACAGGAUGAAGUCAUUCCAUCAGGUGGUGUCAUUGUUGAGGAAACAUCACUCGAGUGUCCAAGGUUCUGAUUUGAGAAGUGCAAUGCCUCAGCCAUCUGAAACUUAUGAUCUGACCACUGAAAAGACUGUUAUGGAGGGUCAGCCGGGAGGAGGUGGUGCCCCCAGGCGUUUUGUGACACAGAGACCAAGUCUGUCUCAACGUUCCCCCCACCCUGCUCCUCGGGUUGGCAUUCGUCUUCCUAAUCGGUCACCAGCACCUUUGACAACCUCAGCUCCUGGGGGGGCCGUCAUCCGCCUACAGGCCCCUGGAGGCCAGGGUGCUACUCGUAGCGAUGGGAACCCGAGCCCCCAGCAAGCCAUCCAGGAUUCCGGGGGGAGAAGUGGUUUGCAGGAUCAGAUUCAGACCCUGGGUUCUGAGGUGCGCAGCUUGGGCCUGGCAGUGAAGAUGCUUGUUGAUCAGCAGUGCCGCCUGGAGAGGGAGCAGGCACAGCAGACACACAUUCAGAAGCAGAUCCUCAGCACUCUACAGAGCCUCGCCUCCAAACUGGGACACUGUAGCAGUUCUCAACAGCAGCACAACAAAACUCCAUCACCCUCUGCUUUGCCAGCAGCCUCUGCAUCUACCUCCUUCAGCCAAGACACCUUUAGCUUUAGUCAAGGCACAUAUUCUCAGUGCAGCCAAACCCAGCCAAGUUACAACUCUUUAGAGAGUUUAGAAAAUGUAGAGGCCUUUAAACUGCCAGGACUGAGCCCUACAAGCAUGAAUGGGUUUCCACCAUGUAACAACACGGAGAACCUCCCACUUACUCACACGCCCCCUCAAACACAACCGUAUGCAGCUGCAUACACACAGCAAACCAGUCAAACACUCAUGCCACCCUACACACAAUCCUAUGUCCCUACGUACAGCCAGUCACAUUCUCAGAGUUUCAGAAUAUCAGAGAACAAAUCGUCUGUUUUCCCAAGCAGCUGUUCAGCGAGGACUCUCCAGGACUGCAGUGUGUCCGCCCAGCCGGUAGUGACCUCUGACCACUCCGCACAGGAUCAACACAUCAAUAUUAUCAAAGUGGAAGGACCAUAGAGGACUUCAGAUUCCACAGUGUUUUGGGACUAUAAGGGCUCGGAUGUUCUUAAGUAUACUUAUUUAAAUACAUGUUUUUACUAUUAACAUGCGCUGUAGCAUUUUUAAAAUUAAUUUAUUUCCAAAGUACAUUUCAAGAAAAGACAAACAGCAAUAGAAGAAGGGGAUUACAGUGCUUUAGGAAAAAUGUGGUCAUGAUUUGUCUUUACCAUAGGCUAUGAACACAGACAAAAUGAUAAAUUAUGUGCAGGCACUUUGUCAUUUUUUGUGAAAACCCUCGUUUAUUUUUUAUCAACUUAUUUUAUAUCACUAGGACUGGCAUUAUGAACUGUUACUUUUCAUACCUCUAUGCUAACUGAAAAAAUAAUAAUAAAGAGCUUGUUAUGAUCCCA
Molecule: messenger RNA, 2262 nt
Organism: Xiphias gladius (swordfish)
Lineage: Eukaryota; Metazoa; Chordata; Actinopteri; Istiophoriformes; Xiphiidae
Product: flocculation protein FLO11-like
Exons: 4
Coding region: 158-1870 (570 amino acids)
Source: RefSeq, a predicted model, not a curated record